Messenger RNA from Penicillium diatomitis, 2550 nucleotides. RefSeq lists its product as uncharacterized. NCBI's taxonomy places the organism in Eukaryota, Fungi, Ascomycota, Eurotiomycetes, Eurotiales, Aspergillaceae. The transcript has a single exon. The record is from RefSeq and is a predicted model, not a curated record. Bases 1 to 2550 code for a protein of 849 amino acids.
AUGAUGGCCCAAAUGAGUAAUGAUCAUGAUCAUGCUGGUCCCCAGGCUCAAUCCUCAAAUCACAUUCUUAGUCCCCAGCCUUCUUCUCACCUGAUGAAGGAGUCACUCGUGCAGUCCCUCGAAACAGCCCACAUACCCAAUUGCACCGAAGUGGCACUUCAUGAAAAUCAAGGCUACGCGAUACGGAGCGACGACGGUCACUCUUCAAGCUCUUCCAAUCGCCACUCCGCAGGGGAUCUUUAUGAAUAUGCCAUGGAAGACGACUUGGCAAACAUACAUUCCCGAGCGUCAAGCCGUUCCUCGAUCUCGUCAAUCCCCGCAUCAGUAUUGAUCCAUCCUGUGGGCCAGCUGAAAGAACUAGCGGGAAGCGGACCCCUGAAACAAACACCCGCAUACACAGUGGAGGAAGACGAGGCCGAAUUUGGAAGGUUCGACAGAUCGCCUCAGUCCAUGCGCACAAUUCGACAGCGAGAAGCUGCAUUUCGAAAGCCUAGUUCUGUUCGAGCAAUGCAGAUGUAUACUGAAGAUGAAGCGGAGGAGGAUGAUUACCUGACGCCACCGCGGCGGCAUCAGGGUAUUCGUUCUCCUGGAACUUCGUAUCCGAAACGCUCGACCGCCUAUCCACAAAAGAACACCCACCCAAAGCCCAGCAAUAAGAAAGAAUACCCACUUGUUCUGCUACACUGUACACUGCUGGCUCCGUCCUUACCAGUGCCCGGUGCAGCGGAUCCGCAAAAUCAGAGGCUUGUUGAGGAGGUGUUACCCCCUCAAUAUUGGAAGCGGUGGCGGCGUCUCCAGGAUAAGAUUGGCUCGGGAGUUCUGCGUGAACGUGGCGUCCUGAUUUCUCAUCCAGAAGAUCUCUAUGAUGUCUUGGAAGAGCGAUUACUCGAAAGCUUGGAAUUGCAACGUCCGCUCGUACACAGAGGUCAUUUCCUCGGCCAUGAGAAAGCAGAUGUGGGCUCUGACGAUGAAGCCUCCGACAGAAGUGAAAGCGACACAGACGGCGAGCAAGGAGAUGAGUGCCCGGACUGUGGGCGACACGUUCUUCACCAGAGUGAUAUCAACCGAAAAUGGGAAAUCCGUGUGUACGCCGCAAAUGGUCUAAUGCGCGCUGGCGCCUGGGCCGCCGCCUGGAAAGAGAUGGAGAAAGUCGACGUUGAGGUCGGUUUAUGGCUACCGUCUGAGCUGCGACGCGCUCUGGAGAAGCGACUUAAAGAAGAAAGUGCAGCCUUCGCUCUACAGUUGCCUGAGACACCAUUCACCCUUAGCGACAGGGCAACGCCUAGAAUGGAGAUGUUCCAAACGCCGUUCCACAUGCCACCCGAUAUGUUGAGAAAUGCAAAUUCCAAAACAAGUGACGGGCUUCGCAGUACUUCUCAACAAUCUGAAAGCCAACCAGUCGAGCCGGAGCGCAAGGCGAAUAAUGAGAUUGCACUACAAACUCUAUUGGUCAACUACAUCCGAGUGCUAGCUGCAGAUCGGCGCAAUGUUGCCCUCGUUGUGAUGAGUGUUUUAGUUGCGUUCCUAACCAUUGGAUCUCGCUCUCAAGAUAAUCGUCUGAUCGAUGUUCUGCACUCGGCGCCGCAAGACACGAGCCUGGAGCAUUCCGUCUUAGCCAAGGUGGGGGCAGACACAGGCACUGCAAUUCUGCCACCACGCACUGCAGAUGUGAGCAUCGUGGAGGAUUCUAUCCCUGCCUCAAGCGUCAUAUUAUCUGUUCAUGCGACGGAUAUACCUGUGCAGUCGUACGCCGCGAAGACUUUUGCUCAUCAUUCUGCCGUGCCUUCCGAGCCCAUCUCACUCAACCCCGAGCCAACAUUUGAGGCAGAAGCCCCGAAAGUAGCCAGACUGGUGGUGAACAAGGAUUCUACGGCCUUUGAGAAGGCCGCGGUAGCUGAGAACUUCAUUGAUCCCGCGCCAAGCGCUGAGUUUGUUGUGGAUACAGAGCUUCCCGAAUCUAAAGACGAUGUUCUUGAGGCAGUGGAGUCUGUUCAGCCUGUUGGCGCUGUUGAGUCUUCCUUGCGAGACCCUGUAGUAGGGACAGAAUCUACAGAGGACGAUGGAACAGUUAUCACACCAGAUUCGGAAAGACUUGGUCAGCACGCAGUGAUCAAUAAUCUUCCAGAGCCUAUCGAGAAUGCUGAGCCUGUAAGGAUCGAUGAGCCAGCAAGCUUAACAAAUGAUUCCUCGAUUUCUGAAUCGGCGACAGCCACUGAACCCGUGGCCACCACAUCCAUCACUGGGAAGGAAGCGCAGCUCAGUUCUGAAUCAGAAGGGGCGCUUGAUCCUAGUUCUGAUGCCAACGUUCCUGACGCCGAAGUAACUCCAACUCCCAGCCCGAGCGUAUUUGCGCACCUUUCCUCGCCUGAUAAGCGCGCCGCUCUUGACGACGAGAUAUGCCUCUGGCAUUUCCCAAAUUUGAUGAACCAAGCGAGCAGUGAAAGCAAGUGCGCCACAUCUGAAAGCUAUAAUAAUGAAAAUGAGCGUGUUUCGUUUUGGGUCCCCGCGGAAGAUUCAGACACGAAGCAAACUCAAGGACACGAAGUGUGA